UCUAUCUUUAACUAGCUCCCGCCGCCCAGUGAGACCUGCGGAAUCGGGGUUGGAGCCAUGGCUCUCCGCUGGGGCAUCGUAUCAGUUGGCCUUAUCUCCGGCGACUUCACGACCGUGCUGCGGACGCUGCCUCGCUCUGAGCACCAGGUGGUGGCCGUGGCAGCCCGCGACCUGAGCCGGGCCAAGGAGUUUGCACGGAAACACGACAUCCCCAAGGCCUACGGCUCGUAUGAGGAGCUGGCCAAGGACCCGAACGUGGAGGUGGCCUACGUUGGCACCCAGCACCCCCAGCACAAGGCGGCGGUGCUGCUGUGCCUGGCGGCGGGCAAGGCGGUGCUGUGUGAGAAGCCCUUGGGGGUGAACGCCGCGGAAGUUCGAGAGAUGGUUGCCGAGGCCAGAUCCCGGGGCCUCUUCCUUAUGGAGGCCAUCUGGACCCGCUUUUUUCCUGCUCUGGAGGCUCUGAGGUCGCUUUUGGCCCAGGGAGCUCUCGGGGACCUUCGGGUGGCUCACGCAGAAUUUGGAAAGGACCUCACCCAUGUCCCACGGGCCGUAGACUGGGCCCAGGCCGGCGGUGGCCUGCUGGACAUCGGCAUCUACUGCAUCCAGUUCAUCUCCAUGGUCUUCGGUGGGCAGAAGCCAGAGAAGGUUCUGGCCGUGGGGAGGCGCCAUGAAACAGGCGUAGACGACACUGUCACUGUGCUACUCCAGUACCCUGGAGGGGUCCAUGGCAGCUUCACCUGCAGCAUCACUGCCCAGCUCUCCAACACGGCCUCCGUGAGCGGGACCAAGGGUAUGGCGAAGAUCCUCGACCCCUGCUGGUGCCCAACGGAGCUGGUUGUGAAGGGCGAGCAUAAGGACUUCCCGCUGCCCCCAAGCCCAUACGAGUACAAUUUUACAAACGGGGCAGGCAUGGUUUACGAGGCCAAGCACGUCCGAGAGUGCCUGCGCAAGGGCCUGAAGGAAAGUCCCGUGAUCCCUUUGGCAGAAACUGAGCUCCUGGCUGACAUUCUGGAGGAGGUGAGGAAGGCCAUUGGAGUCACUUUCCCCCAAGACAAACACUGAUUUGUGCCCGAGUAAAUAAAGACAUGGUGUCCAGAGAG
Molecule: messenger RNA, 1100 nt
Organism: Tupaia belangeri chinensis (Chinese tree shrew)
Lineage: Eukaryota; Metazoa; Chordata; Mammalia; Scandentia; Tupaiidae
Gene: DHDH
Product: dihydrodiol dehydrogenase
Exons: 7
Coding region: 58-1062 (334 amino acids)
Biological process (GO): D-xylose catabolic process
Molecular function (GO): D-xylose 1-dehydrogenase (NADP+) activity; nucleotide binding
Source: RefSeq, a predicted model, not a curated record